Molecule: messenger RNA, 1214 nt
Organism: Micromonas pusilla CCMP1545
Lineage: Eukaryota; Viridiplantae; Chlorophyta; Mamiellophyceae; Mamiellales; Mamiellaceae
Exons: 3
Coding region: 198-1079 (293 amino acids)
Cellular component (GO): catalytic step 2 spliceosome
Molecular function (GO): protein binding; RNA binding
Source: RefSeq, a predicted model, not a curated record
CGGGGAGCAAACGCACGCGGGCGGACGCCGGGGCGGACGAGAUCGAGGAGGCGGAGCUCGCGCUCGUCGCGCAGAAGGCGAAAGUCGCCGGCGGCGGCUCGAACGACGCGUCCACCGCGAUCGCGAUCUCGACGAAGGGCACGACGUCGUCGCGGCUGAGGGGCGUCAAGCGCACGUCCUCGCUGGACGCUCCGAUCAUGCUCCUGGAAGGGCACGCGGACGGCGUGAACGGCGUGAAGUUCUCCCCGGACGGUACCGUCCUCGCGUCGUGCGGCGCGGACAAGGUGGUGAACUUGUGGAAGGUCUCCGGCGACUGCGAGAACUACAUGAUGAUGCGCGGACACAAGAACACGGUGCUCGAGCUCCACUGGACCGCGGACGGCGACAACCUCGUGACGUGUUCGCCCGACAAGUCGGUUCGAUGCUGCGUCAAAAACAUGCGCGGGCACCAGGCGUUCGUCAACUCGUGCGCGCCGUCCACCCGCGGCGACCCGCUCGUGAUCUCCGGCAGCGACGACGGCACCGCGAAGCUGUGGGACCUGCGGCGGAAGCACGCGGUGCGGACGUUCCCGCACCGGUUCCAGGUCACGGCGGUGGCCUUCUCCAAGGAUGCCAGCCAAGUCUACACCGGCGGCGUCGACAACGUGCUGAGAGCGUACGACGUUCGGAAAGAAGACGCGCCGUAUCUGACGCUUCCGGGGCACACGGACACGAUCACCGGGAUCGCGACGAGCCCGGACGGGACGCACGUCCUCACGAACGCGAUGGACUGCACGCUGAGGAUGUGGGACGUCCAGCCGUACGCGUCGGGAGACAGGUGCGUCAAGUACUUCACGGGUCACUCGCACAACUUUGAAAAAACGCUUCUGCGGUGCUCGUGGAGCGCGGACGGGACGCGCGUCAGCGCGGGGAGCUCGUGCGCGAACGUGUUCGUGUGGGACGUCGACAGCAGGAGGGUGGUGUAUAAGCUUCCGGGGCACGGCGGAACGGUCGGCGAGGUGGCGUUUCACCCGAAGGAGCCGGUGAUCGCGUCGGGGUCCGCGGAUCACAAAAUUUACUUGGGCGAACUCGCGGACUGACAGAAUGAUUCAUCGUUCACUCGUCGGCUCAUUCGUCGCGUCCGAGAGAUCGCGGGGGGCGCGACGCGCAGCAGCACAUAGCCUUAUCAUAGCUUCACGUAAAGAAUCAUCGAAUAAAGAAUUACAAGAAGAAGU